Molecule: messenger RNA, 270 nt
Organism: Ectocarpus sp. CCAP 1310/34
Lineage: Eukaryota; Phaeophyceae; Ectocarpales; Ectocarpaceae
Source: the annotation of a GenBank genome assembly
AUGGGCAUGCUGAAAGAGCUUGGAAUCGCCAAGACCGUGACCUGCAUGACAACGGACACGGCUGCGAAAAUGAAGAACGGGAUCGUCGAGCAUAUGCCGGGUAUGGAGUGGCUUGGGCGUGCAUGCCACAAGGCUGAGCGAACAGUGCAGAAUUUCGUCGGUCCCCCCGGCCUGAAGAAGUCCAUCAGCGCCUUCACCAAGGUUGCAACGCACCUACAAAAGUCCGCGCUGUGGAAAGGUGUUUUCCAAGACGCGCAACAACUGAGUUGA